AUGUCGGGUUAUGCAAAGUUCAUAAAGGACUUGGUGACCAAGAAAAGAUCAAUUAACAGUGAGAUGAUCAAGAUGACAUAUCAAGUGAGUGCUAUUGUGCACUCAAUGGCUCCGAAAUUGAAAGAUCCUUAUGCUUUCACAAUCUGUUGCACUAUUGGGAGUGCUGACUUUUCCAAAGCUUUAUGUGUUCUUGGGGCAAUGGACUAUAAGGUGCCUAUCAUUUUGGGUAGAACUUUCCUUGCUACGGGGAAGGCUCUUGUCGAUAUGGAAGCCGAUGAGCUCACUUUCUGGGUGGGUGACGAAAAUGUGGUCUUUUAUGUGUGA
Messenger RNA from Nicotiana tabacum (common tobacco), 324 nucleotides. RefSeq lists its product as uncharacterized. The record is from RefSeq and is a predicted model, not a curated record. NCBI's taxonomy places the organism in Eukaryota, Viridiplantae, Streptophyta, Magnoliopsida, Solanales, Solanaceae.